CUGACGCCGUUGCGGAAGCGGCUCCCCUCUCCUCCCUCCCUCCCCCCGCCUGCGGCUCGGUCCCGGGCGGUGUCAGUGAGCGGCACUGGGCCCAGCCGGAGCCGGGAGUGCAGGCCCCGCCGCCAUGUCCAUCUUCCAGUCGGCCUUCGACUUCUUGUCCGGGGCCCCGGGCUCGGCCGCCAGCCGCGACCACAACGACUUCGUGGGGCAGACGGUGGAGCUGGGCGACGUCAGGCUGCGGAUCAAGCGAGUCAUCGCCGAGGGUGGAUUUGCCUUUGUUUAUGAAGCACAGGAUCUUGGUAAUGGAAGAGAUUAUGCUCUAAAGAGGCUUCUGUCAAAUGAGGAAGAGAAAAGUAAAGCAAUCAUUCAGGAAGUUUGUUUUAUGAAAAAACUUUCAGGGCAUCCUAACAUUGUACAGUUUAGUUCAGCAGCCUCCAUAGGAAAAGAAGAAUCUGAUACUGGACAAGGAGAAUACCUUAUACUCACAGAACUAUGUAAAGGACAGUUGGUGGAGUUUUUAAAAAGAGCUGAAGCAAAUGGCUCUCUCCCGUGUAAUACAGUGCUCAAGAUCUUUUAUCAGACCUGUCGCGGAGUACAACACAUGCACAAACAGAAACCACCAAUCAUUCAUCGAGAUCUGAAAGUUGAAAACCUCUUGGUCAGUCACCAAGGCACCAUCAAGAUCUGUGAUUUUGGUAGUGCUACAAGCAUAGCACACUAUCCAGACUACACCUGGUCUGCACAGAGGAGAGCAAUGGUGGAAGAAGAGAUUACACGAAAUACAACACCAAUGUACAGGACACCGGAGAUAAUAGACCUUUAUUCCAAUUAUCCAAUCAAUGAAAAACAAGAUAUUUGGGCUCUGGGUUGCAUUCUAUACCUGUUAUGCUUUAAGCAGCAUCCAUUUGAAGAUGGCGCUAAACUUGGAAUAGUGAAUGGAAAGUAUUCUAUCCCUGCGGAUGAUACAAAAUACACAGUUUUUCAUGAUCUCAUUCGUAAUAUGAUGAAGAUAAAUCCUAAAGAGCGAAUGACUAUCACUGAGAUUGUGAAUCAACUGCAGGAGAUUGCUGCCGCCAGGAAUAUUAAUCUUAAGUCUCCAAUUACAGAACUCCUGGAACAGAAUGGAGGGGUGACCAACAGCACAGUAGCAAGUUCAAAGCCACACUGGAACAAGUCAGGAGGAACUCUGAACAAUAUGCAUAAUGCAGGUGUUGACAAUGAUGUACCGCAUCCUGGAGGGUUGUUUGAUAUCCUCAAAGGUGGCACAGAGCGGUUCCUGACGAACAUCAAGGAUACAUCUUCAAAGGUGAUCCAGUCAGUUGCCAAUUAUGCUAAAGGAGAUUUGGACAUUUCAUAUGUAACCUCAAGAAUAGCUGUUAUGUCAUUUCCAGCUGAAGGUGUUGAGUCAGCAAUCAAGAAUAACAUUGAAGAUGUCAGGUUGUUUCUGGAUUCCCGGCAUCCCGGUCAUUAUGCUGUUUAUAAUCUGUCACAACGAUCCUAUAGAUCCUCCAGAUUCCAUAACAGGGUUUCAGAAUGUGGUUGGCCGACAAGACGUGCUCCAAGUCUGCAAAAUUUGUACAACAUUUGCAAGAAUAUGCACUUGUGGUUGAAGCAAGAUCCAAAGAAUAUUUGUGUUGUCCAUUGCCUCGAUGGUCGAGCAGCAUCCGCAGUGGUCGUCUGUUCUUUUCUCUGCUUUUGCCGUCUCUUCACCACGGCUGAAGCUGCAGUGUACAUGUUCAGUAUGAAGAGGUCACCACCUGGUAUCUGGCCUUCUCACAAAAGGUAUGUGGAAUACAUGUGUGAUAUGAUGGCAGAAGAACCUAUAAUUCCACAUAACAAGUCCAUCCUGAUCAAGUCUAUUGUGAUGACACCGGUUCCUUUAUUUAAUAAACAGCGUAAUGCUUGUCGCCCAUUUUGUGAGAUAUAUGUUGGUGAUGAUCGGGUGAUGACGACUUCUGAAGAAUAUGAUAAACUGAGGGAAUUUAAAGUGGAAGAUGGUAAGGCUGUAAUACCGCUGGGUUUAAGUAUCCAAGGUGAUGUCCUUAUUGUUAUCUUUCAUGCCAGAUCAACACUUGGAGGAAGACUGCAAGCAAAGAUGACUUCAAUGAAGAUGUUCCAGAUUCAAUUCCACACUGGAUUUGUGCCCAGAAAUGCUACCUUGGUCAAAUUUGCAAAGUAUGAUCUUGAUGCAUGUGACAUCCAGGAAAAAUAUCCAGAUCUCUUCCAAGUAACUCUGGAAGUAGAAGUGGAGCCUCAAGAACACACCAGAAGUAACAUUCCACCUUGGGAAAACUUCAUGACAAAGGGCCUCAAUCCCAAGAUCCUCUUCUCUAGUCGUGAAGAACAACAAGAGAUGCUUUCUAAAUUCGGAAAGCCUGAGUUGCCCAGACAGCCAGGGUCAACAGCACAGUAUGAUGCAGAGACACCUAAAUCAGACCGUGCUUCAGAGAACACAAGUGAAGAUGAAACUUCGAUUCCAAACAGUGACACCUCUAACAGUUUUUUUGAAACACUAAAUUGGGAAGAGGGAAGAGAGGGCUCCAGGACAACUGAAGGACAAUCUCCAGAUGAAGAUGAUCCAGGCUUGGUGGAAGAAGGUGGACCUUCAGAUGAUGAGUUUGCAACUUUCUCUAGUGAGCGUGGAUCAGUGAAGGUUGAUGAGCCAGAAAGCCCAAGUCAGCCGGAACAAACAAACAAUGUCAGUUUUUUCUUUGAGGUGGACAUUGAAGGAGCAGCAGAGCAUGGUUCAGGACUUCCUCCCGAGGACAAUGUGGAUCUACUGGGGCUGAAUAGUGAGGUGCAGCCUGAUGUGGCUCCUCCAGCAGCGGAAAUGAAGAGUUCAUCCAGCAACGCUGAUCUGCUGAAUGAUUUGUUUUCUGGAGCUCCUGCAGCACCUCAGGAAAGCUCGGCCGACCUCAUUGGGGGAGGCGAGGACUUCUUCUUCAGUGCGCCACCUCCACCGCCGGUGGAACCGGUUCCUACAGCACCUGCGCUGCACACUUCAGCAGCAGACUCCUUUGAUCCAUUUGGUACUGGAUUGUCAACAGCCAAGCCUGAUCAGACCGAGCCGGAUUUAUUUGGGCAGUUUUUUAGUCCGACUCCUCCGCCUAUUUCGUCCACAAAUGGUCUACCCCAUCCAUCGUCCAGCUCAGAUUUCUUCAAAAUGGGGGCUGCAGCACCUGCUGAAACUUUAAAAGUAUCAUCUUCUGCCAGUCAGCCAGACUUGAUGAGUGGCUGGGAUGUGUGGACCACCAGCAGUAACACAGUUCCACAACAGAAUAACAAAGUUGCCUUUGGUACUGCAGUACAAAGUUCAACUUUUACUUCAACCUCUGCACCUGGUCCUUCAUCAAGUACAUCAUUUAGUCAAUCAAAGUCGCAGAGCUUCGAUCCAUUUGCUGAUAUCGGUAACCUUGGUCAAAGUUUGUCAGGUUCUGUGAGCGGAGGGUUUACAUCUGGAGGGACAAGCACUCAGAAACAUGCCCAGCCAGAAUGGGCAGUGGUUCAUGGCAAGCUGGUAGAACGUUGGCAGCAGUACUCCAUCACGGCAACAGGCACCACCCCGAACAAACCCAACUACAAUGUGAAUUUUAGUGUGAUUGGAAGACGGGAGGAACGAGGCAUUCGAGGGCCUGGAUUUGGACCAAAACCGAAAGUAUCUGCAAAUGACUUUCAGGAUCUGUUAUCUGAUCAGGGAUUUUCCAGUACAUCAGAUAAAAGAGGACCAAAAACUAUCGCAGAAAUGCGGAGAGAAGAGAUGACGAAAGAAAUGGAUCCUCUAAAAUUAAAGAUCUUUGACUGGAUUGAAGGAAAAGAGAGAAAUAUAAGAGCUUUAUUGUCAACUCUGCAUACGGUACUAUGGGAAGGUGAAACCAAAUGGAAACCUGUAAGCAUGGCAGAUAUAGUACACCCAGACCAAGUGAAGAAAGUCUAUCGGAAAGCAAUACUUGUGGUUCAUCCUGACAAGGCCACAGGUGAGCCCUAUGAACAGUAUGCCAAAAUGAUCUUCAUGGAGCUGAAUGAUGCUUGGUCAGAAUUUGAAAACCAGGGGUCAAAGGCACUCUUCUGAAGUCCCGAACUUCUAGAUGUGUUAAGUGAUGCUGCUCCAAGUACUGGUCUGUGUUACCUUCUUCAGGAACAGCACUGCAAAGGAUCAUAUCUUCAGGUGUCUUCAAACUUCAUGCUCACGGAAUGCUAUUGUAGAACUGUGGUUUAAAACGUACACAGUUCUUUUCACAAUUGUUUAUUGAUGCACUUCCUGCAUCAUGAAGACAAUCCUAUACUGCUGCAGGAUGAUGGUAGGGGUCAGAACACCACAUUUUUAACUUAAAAUUAUUGCAGUAAAUUGGCUUUUGAAACCCAUGUGAAAAUCUAGUAUGUUCUUUGAUACAGAAGUGAAAACGUUUCAAGACAUCAGUAGGAGAAUUAAGUAAUAUGAGGUCCAGUUCUAAAAAUAUAUAGUUGUAGACUUAGUAAGUUUAAGUACAAUAGUCAACAAUCCUUUGCCUUUAAAAAUUGGAAAAGAAGCAUUCCAGUAGGCAUGCUGCACCCCUCUUCCCAUCUUCUCCAGGCUUUGUUCAUAUGUAUUUACCAUGUCUGCCUGUUAUUUUAUCAUGCCAGCCUUUUGUUUUUUUUUGUUUAAUUCCCACCCAAAAGGCUUUUGGCCAGUAAUGAUGUUCAUUUUGUUUGCUAUAUAGGCAGUAAUUUAUCUUUUGGAAAUUAGAGGUUUCUAUGAGCAAGUCCUUGCUUACUCAUUUUUGAUUUGUGUAAUAAUGUAAAUUUACCGUUCGUGAUUCUAUGUUAUGUGCUGUGAAUUACAGUUUUGCCAUACUUUUAAGCAUAAUGCUGUGAGAGAGGUCAUUGACCACAUUCUAAAGUGUAGCACAUCAAUGCUGGAAUUUUAGCGUAUGGUCACUGAGGUUCAAGCGUUGACCUGUACUUGUGGGAAAUGAUUUGCAUUAACUUAAACUGAAGUGAAUGUUAGAUUUAUCUUAUAAAAAUUGAGUGUUUCCAGUUUGCAUUCCAACCUUGGUUAGCUGUCCACUGAGCACUAAUUUCCAGGAGGUGAAAUUUAGGAAGAUUUUCCCUCUGUGUAUGGAAAAGAGAAUGUCAUUUGUUACACUUUCCAUUCAAAGGCCUUGCCUCACGUGGUCCUUUCUUUCUAGAAAUAUUUGAGCAGUUUUCUAUUCUGAAAAAAAAACAAAAUGCAUGAAUGCUGAGGUUGUUCAGAGCUGGUAUUGAAUUACAGGAUCAAAGUUCCAUUAUCUGUUCUUGAUUUUAGAGUUGGUUUGGAUUCACCUCAAUGUGAUAUUUUGAACUGAAGUGAUUUGCAGUUUAGUGGAUUUGGUGCACUGUGUUUUAAUUUAUACUGUGGGAACUAACAGACAGUUUUUGCAGAAUGGAGUUAGCUUGUCCUAGAGACGAUACAACGUGAUAGAAAUCACGUUUAUAAAUCUGAAUCAACUAGGCACAAGUUUCUUUUGAAAAAUGGGUUAUUGACACAUCUGUUUAUGUAAAAUAUGUUAAUUACUUAAUUGUUGGUUAAUGAAGAAAAAUGAGAAAAUCUGUAUUACAAACACUUCCAAAUAUGGCGUAUUGACACACUGUUCUUUAAUGUGUUACUCCCAAUAGCGCAUGGUUUUCUAAUGAUUUCUAGCUCACUCUCGUCUGUUAGCAUUUUGUUACCUCCAUGCAUCAUACUUCAGCCAAGAGGGAGGAAGGAAAUAGGUCGGGCUACUACUACCACCAACAGUGAGUUGUAUAUUAGAGAAGUACAUCUCCCCUUUGAUAUUUUUCAUCAAUCUACUUUGGCAAUCAAACAGAGUCAGGAUGACACUGUCCAACAUCCAUAAUUUGAAUUUUAAGUGCCAACUUAGGUUGGGAAUUCAAACCCACGUGUUCAACAAGCGAUGUCCAAUGCAGAUCCUGACAACGUGAUGUUAGACCACCAAGUAUUUAACAGAAAGCCACAUUUCUGAUACUGCUGUGCUGAAGAAUGUUAACCUUAUGAGACUACAUGGUAGGAGAGUCAAGUUUUUCCAGAGAGCCAGAUGUUUAUCACGUAACUGUUUGAGAAUAAUAAUGAACAAAGAUAAUGAAGUGGUUUACGGGAUGGUUUCAAAGCUGAGCAGUUAACGUGCCGUAAACACUACAACUGAACCAAACAGCAUCUUUUUUGGUAUUAAUUUGAAAGAAUGUGACUGAAGUGCUUCCUGAGAGAGUACACGCCAUGGCAGAAGCAAGAUCUAAGUUUUUCGUAAAUUUGUAUAUCUUGGCAUUGUUUAAUGAAGGAUACAUUGUGUAAUUUUUUUCUGGGAACAAACAAUUAAAUAGCAAGUGAUAAAUAACAGGAGCCUUGCAUUACCAGAUGGACACUCCUUAAAUGGCAGAUAUAAGGCAUUGCAGCCAUUUUACAGCAUUAGGAGUAAAUUCCAAGUGCGAAAUGGGAAAUGUUUGUGCUUCUAUUUACCUUAACUUAUGGGAAAAAUUUGAUUGCACAAUUACUUUUAAAUCUAAUAUCGUCUUAAUCUGUGUAAUUCUUAGGGAAUAUAUUGAAGGGACUUGCAUAAAAUCUUAUUUUGGACGGCUAUCAGAAAAUGUUACACAAGUUGCAUUUUUAAUAUGGAAAUAUUGUAUUAUCUAUAGAUUGUACAACACUCUAUAUGUAUAUAUAGAUCAAACAGAAUUGAAGCCUCAAACAUUGUAAGAAGGGGUUCGUGUAAGAAACAUAAUAGAGACUUUGUUAAUUUAGUCACAUACUUUAUCUGAAAUAAGUGUCUUAUUUGUGAAUGACAUCAAUGGCUAAUAAAAUAAGAUUGAUUUA
This is a messenger RNA of Pristis pectinata (smalltooth sawfish), 6823 nucleotides long. RefSeq names its product cyclin G associated kinase (gene gak). Gene Ontology annotation, cellular component: cytoplasm. Gene Ontology annotation, molecular function: ATP binding; protein serine/threonine kinase activity; AP-2 adaptor complex binding. Gene Ontology annotation, biological process: positive regulation of Notch signaling pathway; protein phosphorylation; regulation of clathrin-dependent endocytosis. Lineage: Eukaryota; Metazoa; Chordata; Chondrichthyes; Rhinopristiformes; Pristidae. The record is from RefSeq and is a predicted model, not a curated record.